This is a messenger RNA of Megachile rotundata (alfalfa leafcutting bee), 2904 nucleotides long. RefSeq names its product meckelin. The record is from RefSeq and is a predicted model, not a curated record. NCBI's taxonomy places the organism in Eukaryota, Metazoa, Arthropoda, Insecta, Hymenoptera, Megachilidae. Gene Ontology annotation, cellular component: MKS complex; ciliary transition zone. Gene Ontology annotation, biological process: cilium assembly.
GGUGUAUAUGUGAUAAAAUUAAUAGGAAAUUAUUAAAAGACAAUUAUCCUAUCGAUAAUAUUUUUUAUCCUUUAAAUACAACAAUAACUGCAAAUGAAAGCAAUUGUCUUUCAUGUAACAAUACAACCUGUGAUUGUACCACUGAUGAAAUACAAAUAAACAGACAUUUAAAUAAUACAUUUACAGACACUGAAUGUUAUAUUUCAUGUCCUAAUAACCAUUAUCCAUCUUUGGAUAGAACCAAAUGUUUUCCAUGCAAGAAUCUUGACUAUAAUUAUUACAUAGAUUAUAUGUAUCCAACAAAUAACUAUUAUGCACCGAUACAAGAUCAUUGUUCUUUUAAAGAUUCUUCCUUCAAUAAGCAGAAUCUCACAGUUGUAUAUCAAGUAAAAUUUGAAACAGGAAAUAUAGACAGUUACUAUUUUAGAAAAGAAUUACAAAUUGCUUUAUAUUUUUGUAAGAGAAAAAAUGAAUUGGCAUGUGAACAUUUAUCUAAUAUGUGUGUCUUAAGUCUUUAUACUAAUGAUAUUGCAUGCACAUUAUUUAUGCAACCUCGGGUAGCGCCUAGAUGGUUAUUUUAUGAUAAAAAUGAGACCAUGGUUGCAUUAAGAAGUACACAAAUCACACAUAGGUACAAUCUGUUAAGGUAUAACAAUGAAAACAUUCUGAAUUUUACAGUUGCUACGUUUUCUUUACACGGUAUUUUUAAAUUUAUUGGUACACCUGACAUGCCAUGUCACUUACUGGAGCAGAUUAAAUUUGGCAUAAAUUUAAAAAAGAAAUGUAAACUCACAAUUAAAAACUUAUUGAUUACAAAAACAGAAUUUAUGACUCCUUAUUUAACAUUUAUAGAAAAUAAUAAAAUUUUGAUGCAUGCAUUGCCUGUAUUUGUCACAAAUAUUAAUAAGAAUAAUAAUGAAAUAUCAACUUGGCAAUUAGUACGAAAAUUUUUCUUUGUUGAUAAUGUUAGUGGUUUUAAAACACUAUCAAACAUUUCAGUUGAUGAAGUUAACAGAGCUAAUGAAUUAUCUGUAUUAAGAUACAUGAAAUCUUUAAAUGUUAUCAUUAAUAUUCAAUCUUCAGAACAUAGAAACAAAAUAUUUCCUCCUUUAUUGAUUAUCGAAUAUGCUGAGUUAAUGUAUGAACAAAUUAGUAAAACCAUGGAAGUGACAUUAGAUUAUAAAGUUGAAUUUACUUUAAAUGACAGCACUAUUGAUACAAAUCUUAAGAUAAUCACUGGAAUCUUCUCAGCAUUAGCUCUUGUAUUUUCCUGUAUAAGAACUUGGAGUUAUAGCAAACGUCAUCAUACUUCAUUCUUUAACAUACGUAUACUACUUUGGGCUUUCAUAUAUGCUGUGGGUACUGUUGGAAGCAUAAUUCUUUUAAGUUUGAUCAUAUUUUGUACAUAUUUAUUUACAUUUUAUAAAGGGCAAACAAUACCAUAUAUUUUACUUCCUGGAGAUAUAAAUGAAGAAACUAUUAAAAUAUUUACUAUACUAGCAUUUUCCUUUAAAUUUAUAGAAAUGCUUGGAUUUAUUUGUCAAUAUUCGAAUAUUGACAUAAUUUUUCUUGAUUGGGAACAACCAAAAUCAGCACAUAAUCAAUUUAAAUAUGAUUCCUCAAAUAAUUUUGUAAACAAAUUACAUGCAAACAAGAUUCUAAAAAGUAAAUACAAAGUGUUACAGACGCCAUCAGAAUUAAUAACAGCCAAACGAAAAAAACUAAUACAUCAAUUACAUAAAGAAAGUAAUUUUUACUAUUUUGACAAAUCUCCUAUAACUGACACAAAUAAAACUGAUUUUUCAUCGCAGUAUUCAGGAUCAAGCAUUUCUAUUCAAGAAAAAAAUAGUAAUUUUCACAGCUUUCCUAUUAGCAUUUGGAGAACAUACUUUAUUGCAAAUCAGUGGUUGAAGCUUCAAACAAAAAGAAAAAUAAGUGUAAUAAUUCAGUUAGUUGCUGUCUUAUGUACUUAUCAGGUUAUACAACUGUAUCCUAGGAUUUUUGCAAUAUCAGAGUUAACAUCUAACUCUUCUGAUGGCAAUUACAAUUUUAUUCUGUAUUAUACAAUAUGUACUUUGAUAUACACUUCAAUAUACUGUAUUCAAUGGUUAAUAUCUAUUGCAUUCUACCAAUCAUGUCUCACAAAUACAAUACAAGAAUUUGUAAAUCUAUGUUCAAUUGCAAAUAUCAGUGUAUUUAUUUUACCAUUUAAUUAUUAUGGCUUCUACAUUCAUGGAAGAUCAGUGCAUGGAUUUGCAGAUAUAGAUUUGCCUACUUUAAUGGAUAAUUUAGAAAAAGAAAAAAACGAUUUAUGUGCGCAUAAAGGUCUUGUACCAGGGACAGUUCAACAAAUUUUUAUAUUAUCUUUAACACCAUCUUUCAAAAAUAUGUUUAAGAAAAUUUUUUUAACAGCAAAAACUAAACAAAAUAAUUUCCUGAAAUCAUACUCUGUUACUAGUAUAAACUGGAAACAAAUUUCUGAUGGUCAAUUUAAAUUGAAACAAUUUUUGUAUAAGUUUGUAGAUCACUGUUUGAAAGAGGAAGAUUAUAUUAUUAAAGAACAACAUUUCUUUGAAAAGUUAUUUAAUAUUUUAUUUCCUCAUAAUGAAGACAAGUCAAUUUUUUAUAUUGAUAAUAAGUACUCCUUUGAUGAAGUAUUAUUGUAUGGAAAUGAGUGGUUAUUGGCAACAUUUGAAAUGUCAGUAUUCGUUUUCAUCAUAGUAUUAUGUAAAGAUUGUAUAUUGGCUAUUACAAUCACAAUAUUAAUAUCUGUAUUAUUAAUUACAAUAGUUGAGCAUAAUAGUAAAAGAAAUUUGGAUAAUAAUACAUUAUUGGAUACAACAUUUCUUACACAAUAACAUUUACAUAAUAAUAUCAUGUAAUUGUAUAGUAUUUGAUACGUAU